This is a messenger RNA of Paramisgurnus dabryanus, 2963 nucleotides long. Lineage: Eukaryota; Metazoa; Chordata; Actinopteri; Cypriniformes; Cobitidae. The record is from RefSeq and is a predicted model, not a curated record.
UAAUACAUAAAAAGUUAAAAGAUGAAUCACUUUACAGUUUUCUUCAUUUGAUUUAAAUAACGUUUUUAAACGUUUAAAAGUAUAUGUAAACGUAACAAAACAACAUAUUUCAUUCAAGGCACAUUUGAAGUCCUCAAAAGCAAAUACAAGACAAAUAUUUGAAUAAAGAAUAAGAUUCUGCAGGGUUUCUCUGUUUUUCUGACCGGUAUCAGAUGUCUUUGAUAUCGAAACAUCAUCAUUUCAUUGACAAGAAAACUGAAAAAGUUCAAAUGACGCUGAUCUGAAUCAAAACCUCAUUAUAAUCGGUUUAAAAAUCCGCUGUGUAAAAUCUCUGAGCUUAUAUAGAAAAUGGAGACUUUCAUGCGCGUGAAGUUAAAAGAAUAGCUGCUGCGUAACGUAGACGAUCAUUCUUGCGCAUCCGACACCGGCAUCGUUUUGCUCCGUUAAUAAUGUCAUCUUACACACCGACAACAUGAACAGAUCGUUAACGUUACACGUACAGUCGCCUACACUCUGUUUAUGUAUUAGCACGCGCGUGUAUGUAUGUGUGUGUGCGCGCGGCGCGGAGACCUGACGCGUCACAGCUCGCUCUGCACCAGCCGAGGCUCCGGUGCUGAAGAGUCUCUGCAGUCGCAGCUGAAGGACUACGGCAGCCAGGUUGAAUGUUGGCCGGGUUAAGGAGCGUGGCAGGAUGGCGUCCACGGGCACGCAGAUCUUUGCCUUCGUGCUUUCGCUGCUGGGCAUCUUAGGUGCCACGGUGGCCACGCUAUUGCCCAACUGGAAGGUGAGCGCAGACGUUGGCUCCAACAUCAUCACUGCCAUCUCGCAGAUGCAGGGGUUGUGGAUGGACUGCACCUGGUACAGCACGGGUAUGUUCAGCUGUACGUUAAAAUACUCUGUGUUGGCGCUGCCCGCGUACUUGCAAACGGCACGCACCACCAUGGUGCUUUCCUGCGUCCUGGCGGCGUUAGGAUUAUGUUUAGCCUCUUUGGGAUUGAAGUGCACUCGCUGGGGAGGUGGACGGCGCGCUAAACGCCACGCCGCCGUGGCCGCCGGUGCCUGCUUUCUGACCUCUGGCUUUCUCUGCCUGGUUCCUGCCUCCUGGUACACCAACGAGGUUAUUGUCAGCUUCCUAGACGUCAACGUGCCGGAGAGCAACAAGUUCGAGCCGGGCGGUGCCGUCUAUGUAGCCUUUGUCUCGUCCGGUUUCCUUUUCGUAGGUGGGUCCAUUUUCUGUCUGUCCUGUUCGGGUAAGCGGCACGGCCCGCACGAUUUGAUACUGAUGCCUCCGGAUAAACUCCUCUUGCAGCAGCAACAGCAACUGCUGCAACAACAGCAGCAACAGGAGCAGCUCCAACACCAGUACUGCUCUCUCUCGCCUCUGGACAACAAGACCGGCUACAGCGUACAGGACUACGUAUAAGGGGGGAAACGUUUGAGGAGCCGGACACGUGCGACGUGCCCCUCAACUCCCAUGGCUCUCGUGAUUAUUAUGAGAGGGACCACAGCUCCCUCUUUCUGUCCACACAUCUUUUUUAAGAUCAGCAAGCACAAAAACUGGAGGUAUUCCCCCCCUAAGCGACAUCUUGGAGCAGAUGACUGCUAAAGCUCUGUGACAGACUGAUAAAAAACGAGAUGAAGACGACGAAUAAAAGCACAUAUCCAGCAUCCUAGUAAAUCUAAUUAAAGUGUGUUCCCCUGGGAACGGAUUAGCACCGAGAGAAUGUUUCUGCUACGUCAAAUCCCGAACUCCCCCCCUUCCCAAAGAUUAGAACUUAGAAGCAAUUGUUUAGCUGCUAACAAUCGUUUGAUAACCUCUGUUCGAAAUAUGAUGGCAAUAUGUCUCUAAGAGGCAAUGGUAUGGAAGACCCCGUGUGUGGGAGAUUUGCUUUCCUUUGUAUUCGAGUAAUGAUUGUGUUAAUGAAAUGUUAUUUUGGUAGCCGAUAGGAUGAUUGAUAUUCUGCCUAAGCAUGCUUUCUGGAGCCUGUGCAUAAUGCAGUGGAAUGCCUGAUGUAGACUGAAUCGUAGCCAUAUAGCCUGUGCCUAAAGAUGUGUAGUAUAUAAACCGCUCAAACUGUUUAGAGAAGCACGAGGAGGGAGUGAAUAGGGGUUGCUGGGUCAGGCUUAUAUGGGAAAUCCAUAAAGGCUGAGAGGAGACUGCCCCUUCUUACAUCAAGUGAAUGGUUUGACAUUUUGCGGUGCGAUUUUUUCCCAAAACAAUAACACGCUGCGUCGCUGUGCGCUACUCAUGCAGAUGCUCAUAUAUACACAAUCCUGCAUGCAUGCAUUUCAUUUCACACUGCCAUGAAAACCACAUUUAAAUACAUGCAUUGUAGGUUGUAAUCCUCUAUAGAAUCCUCUUGGUAUUGGGCUGUCCUAAAAUAAGCUGGAGUGUCAUAAAUCUAAAUCUAGAAACAAACCUUAUGUGACACAUUCACUUAGAUUGGAGGGGUGUGAGGGUCUUGACCCUAUACUGAAUCUAAUCUUCAGCACAAUGGAAAUUUGUGACCCCGUCUGUGAAAUCCAGGCUAAAGUCUCAUUUUGAGAUGAGGAGCAUAAAAAUUGGAUUGACAUGAUCUUACUCAGUCAAUAUUAAAGAUAUCAAGGUUAUUUUAUUUUUCACAGAAUGUUCUUUGCAUUAUUUAUGAUGAUUUUAUGUAAAUCACAAAAACAGGCAGGGUCAUGUUUAUUUAUGUGAUCUUAGACCACAAAAGCAGUCAUAAGGUUUUUAAAACUUAGAUCAUCUGAAAGUUGGAUAAAUAAAUAAAGCUUUCCACUGAUGUAUGGUAUGUUACGAUAGGACAAUAUUGGGGCAGAGAUACAACUAUUUCAAAAUCUGAGGGUGUAAAAAAUCUAAAUAUUGAGAGAAUUGCCUUUAAAGGGAUAGUUCGGCCAAAAAUGAUAUUAAACCCAUGAAUAUUAUUUUUGAAAAUGUCCUAGAUUUUUUAGUUUAUAAAAUGCAA